Molecule: messenger RNA, 2978 nt
Organism: Wyeomyia smithii (pitcher-plant mosquito)
Lineage: Eukaryota; Metazoa; Arthropoda; Insecta; Diptera; Culicidae
Gene: Hrd3
Product: protein sel-1 homolog 1
Exons: 3
Coding region: 300-2726 (808 amino acids)
Biological process (GO): ERAD pathway
Cellular component (GO): endoplasmic reticulum membrane
Molecular function (GO): protein binding
Source: RefSeq, a predicted model, not a curated record
GUGUGCGUUCCCUGUCACUCAUUAUUCUCCAGCUCAGUGGCAAAAUAAUAACAGUCAGAAAAUACUCUGCGAAGAACGACGAAAAAGUGAAAAACUCAAGUCUUACGCUAGAAAGUAGCGGAAUUUCACUGAAAAACCCAUUGAAAUUAUUUUUCGUAUCACGUUGCAUUAGUUCCUCACCUUGAAACAAAAAGACUCAUUCGUAGUUCGAAUUGUAUUUUACAGUUUCAAUGUACUUGGCUCCAGCUGGAUAAAUAUUCCGGCACUACUUGAACCAUUGUAAUCUAAUCGGCCAAAACAUGAGAAAACUAUUGUUGCUUGGUUGCACCCUGCUGCUUCUACUCGGACAAGUCUGGUGCGAGUUGGAACUGAAGGGACCAGAAGAAAGUUCGGUCCGGCGAAAGGCGACAGAAAACGAAAAGCCCGAGCCAGACGAACCCAAGGAAACAUCGAACGACCGAAAGUCCGCCGAAGGGCUAUUGGAAAAAUCUCUGGAGAAGGACGAAACGAAGCUUCAACCGCCAACGGAAGAUGAGGAGGCAAAAUCGAACAGCGACAAGUCCGGUGGGUAUGACAUUUUACCCGAUGAGUUGCAAUUUAUGAGAUCGGCCAUAAAAAUCGUGAAAGCACCAGACUUAUCGCAGGACAAGGAAAGCCGCAAGAUGUCGGAGAUGCUGAACGAACUGCUCGAGAAUCACGAGCGGAUGAUCCUGAAGAUUGAGAUUGAAAUCGAUGCAAUUAAUCGGAUCGUUCCGAGUGAUGGAGAUCAAACAGAGAAGCCGUUGACGGCGGAGGAAUUGGAGGCUCAGGAAGCGUAUGAUAGGGCUAUGGUUGUGUUGAAUAAAACUAAAGUGGAUAAACUGCAGGGGCACAAGUUGAUGCUGGAGGCCGCCGGAAAGGGCCACCCGCUGGCCAGAAGCCACGUUGCUUGGGCUCAGCUGCUGGGGAAUCCCGUUCAUAUGGACAUUGAGUCGGCCAGGAAAACAUUUCUCGAACUGGCUGACGACGGGUUACCGGAAGCUCAAAUGGGGCUUGGUUUUAUGUAUGCCACCGGGAUUGGAUUCAACGUGAGUCAAGGAAAAGCGCUAGUUUAUUACACGAUGGCCGCGCUGGGAGAUAAUUCUUGGGCGCAGAUGGCACUCGGCUAUCGGUACUGGGCGGGUGUUGGUGUGCCGAAUAGCUGCGAAACGGCGCUGGAUUUCUAUCGGAAAGUUGCCACAAAAGUGGCAAAUCAGGUUACCUUUUCGGGUGGUGCGGCCGUUCAUCGCAUUCGACUUCUGGAUGAGGUGGAGAAUUCCGGGCCAAGUUCGGGAAUUUUGGACAAUGAUUUGAUUGAUUACUAUCAGCUGUUGGCGGAUAAGGGAGAUGUUCAAGCGCAGGUCGGAUUGGGACAACUGCACUAUCAGGGUGGUCGGGGAAUACCGCUUGACCAUCAGAAAGCGUUACAGUACUUUAGUCAGGCUGCCAAUGCAGGUAAUGCGGUCGCCAUGGCCUUCCUUGGCAAGAUUUACCUAGAGGGAAGCGAUAACAUCAAAGCUGACAACGACACUGCUUUCAAGUACUUCAAAAAGGCAGCUGAUUUGGGGAAUCCCGUCGGUCAGAGUGGGUUGGGGAUAAUGUUUCUUCAUGGUAAAGGAGUGCCAAAGGAUACGGCUAAGGCGCUGAAGUUUUUCACCCAAGCUGCCGACCAGGGCUGGGUCGACGGACAACUGCAGCUGGGAAAUAUGUACUUUAGUGGAAUCGGUGUGAAGAGGGAUUUCAAACUGGCAAACAAAUACUUCAACCUGGCGUCACAGUCUGGCCACGUGCUUGCUUUCUAUAACCUUGGCCAAAUGCACGCCGUUGGGCUGGGCAUGAUGCGAUCAUGUCCCACUGCGGUGGAGUUGUUUAAAAAUGUAGCGGAACGUGGUAAAUGGGCCGAGCGUAUGAUGGCUGCCCAUCAGGACUAUCGGACGUAUCGCUUCGAGGAAGCUUUUCUGCAGUAUGCUCUGAUGUCGGAACUUGGUUACGAAGUAGCCCAAAGUAAUGCGGCUUUCCUACUCGAUCGGGGUGAAAUUAAUCUGUUCAAGGGCAGAGAUGAGGAGCUGAUCAGAGCGUUGCAGUUUUGGGGCCGCGCCGCAGCCCAAGGCUACUCGGCGGCUCAGGUGAAGCUGGGUGACUACCACUAUUACGGUCUGGGAACGCUUGUGGACUUCGAGACGGCUGCCUCCCACUAUCGAAUGGCUUCCGAGCAACAGCACAACGCACAAGCGAUGUUCAACCUGGGCUACAUGCACGAACAAGGUCUCGGUAUGAAGAAGGACAUCCACCUCGCGAAGCGGUGCUACGAUCUGGCUGCGGAAACGAGCGCCGAUGCGAAGGUUCCCGUCACGCUGGCACUGAUGAAGCUCCAGCUGCUGUUCAAGCUGGAGUCACUCAAGGAGUCCCCAUUCAACGUGCUGCUCAGUCUGGACGAGAACAUCGCCUCCAACUGGGAUCUGUACUUGAUCACACUGCUCACGGUGCUACUUGGAGCGGCGCUCUACUUCCGAAGGCCUCCGGGACCGGGAGCUGCCCAACCGGCGGUGCCGAUCGUGCAACAGCAACCACCACAGCACCACCAACAACCACCUGACGAAGUUCCGCUGCUGGAGAGACCUGCGGCAACGGAUCCUGCGGCAACCCCUAGUAGUUCAACCGAUAGUUCCCAACCGCGCCGACAGCAGCGCGAAGAUACACCGCAAUAGAAACAAAAAUCCACUAUGUACUGUUUUUUUUUUUUUGUUUUAUUCCUUCGUUCUGAACUGAUUUUUUAUUCCUAGUGAAAAACGCCCAAAAACUGCAGGCGAUGAGAGUAUUUGCUGUUUGCUUUUUUCCACCUCUGGUGAUAAAUGUGAAUUCGAGCAAGUUUGAUCUGUCGGCUAUCAAAUACUGAAUGAAUGGAAGUGAGUAUCAGUGUGAACUACAACGCAUAUUAUAAGUGUACACUCUGUGAGACA